AUGUUUGAAGCAGGUAAAUACAAUGGAUUGAUUGAUUUGUUUCUUUUAGAGCUGAACCCAUUCUGGUUUAUUUACAUUUUUAAUAUCUAUCUUUCUAUCUAUCUAUCUAUCUAUCUAUCUAUCUAUCUAUCUAUCUAUCUAUCUAUGUCAUCUGUUUACAUCUAUCUAUCUAUCUAUCUAUCUAUCUAUCUAUCUAUCUAUCUAUCUAUCUAUCUAUGUCAGUCUGUUCAUAUCUAUCGUUUAAUCUAUCCCACUCUGUUUACAUCUAUCUAUCUAUCUAUCUAUGGCAGUCUGUUCAUAUCUAUCGAUGUAUCUCUUUCAGUCUCUUUACAUCUAUCUAUCUAUCUAUCUAUCUAUCUAUCUAUCUAUCUAUCUAUCUAUCUAUCUAUCUAUCUAUCUAUCUAUCUAUGUCAGUUUGUUCAUAUCUAUCGUUUAAUCUAUAACAGUUUUCUCCUUCUCAACCCCUUCUCUCUCUCUCUCUCUCUCUCUCUCUCACUCACUUUGUCUACAAUUCUCCUCUUCGCCCCCUCCCGUUAA
Acanthosepion pharaonis is the source of this 537-nucleotide messenger RNA. Lineage: Eukaryota; Metazoa; Mollusca; Cephalopoda; Sepiida; Sepiidae. The record is from the annotation of a GenBank genome assembly.